Messenger RNA from Sabethes cyaneus, 1617 nucleotides. Its product is annotated as probable cytochrome P450 9f2. Lineage: Eukaryota; Metazoa; Arthropoda; Insecta; Diptera; Culicidae. The coding region runs from base 1 to 1617 and encodes 538 amino acids. The record is from RefSeq and is a predicted model, not a curated record. The transcript has 2 exons. Gene Ontology annotation, molecular function: iron ion binding; heme binding; oxidoreductase activity, acting on paired donors, with incorporation or reduction of molecular oxygen.
AUGGAAGCAAAUCUUUUUUAUCUGGCGGUGAUAGGUGCUAUCAUCGUCUACCUUUAUCGCCGGGUGACAAAAAACAACGACUACUUCCACGAUAAACCGAUUCCUUCGUUGGCCGUGAAACCAUUUUUUGGCUCAACUGGAUCGUUAAUGCUGAAGCGAACAACUUAUCCGGGUUUCAUCUCCUCUAUCUACAAUAAGUUUCCCAAUGUGAAAGUCCUGGGACUGUUCGACACGACCACGCCGAUGUUUGUCAUUCGAGAUCCGCAGCUGAUCAAGCAAAUCGGUGUGAAGGAUUUCGACCACUUUGUGGACCACCGGCAAAUGUUCGGACGCGGUGAAGAAACCGACAAUUCACAUGCCCUGUUCAUUAAAACCCUAGUCGCACUCAAUGGACAGCGCUGGCGAGAUAUGCGGUCCGCACUUAGUCCAGCUUUCACCGGCAGUAAGAUGCGGCAAAUGUUCCAGCUGAUGGAGGAAUCCAUCCAGACGAUGAUGCGUCACUUGGAAGCGGAUCUGAAACAGAAGGGUUCCAUGGAGGUGGAAGUGAAGGACGUUUUGUCGCGACUAGCGAUGGAUGUGAUUGCUUCUUGUGCUUUUGGGCUUAAAGUUAACUGUUUUGAAGAUCGUGAGAAUGAGUUUUUGCGGCAUGCCAAAAAGAUGGUACAUUUUGGUAGGCCGUUAGUUUUUCUGAAAAUUAUGGCCUUUCGAUUGUUUCCUGUUCUGUCCAGUCGAUUUAGUUUGGACAUGAUUGAUAAGGAACAAGCGGUGUACUUUUCUGACAUCAUAAAACACACUGUUCAAACACGCGAGAGUAAGGGAAUCAUUCGACAUGAUAUGAUCGACUUAUUGUUGCAAGCCAGGAAAGGUACCUUGAAGCAUCAUCAGGAGACGGAAGUUAAUGAAGGCUUCGCUACAGUAGAAGAAUCUGAUGUAGGUAAAGGUCAGGUGACCAAAACGAUGACCGAGACCGAAAUGAUAGCUCAGUGUUUGAUAUUCUUACUCGGAGGCUUUGAGUCGGUCUCAACAACUGGCACUUUCCUGAUUUACGAAUUAAUUCGCAAUCCUGAUAUUCAGGAAAAAUUAUACCAAGAAAUUUUAGAAACAGAAAAGUUCCUAAAUGGAAAACCACUUACGUAUGAUGUAUUACAAAGUAUGAAAUACAUGGACAUGGUGGUAUCAGAAUCACUUCGGAUGUGGCCCCCAGGCCCGGCACUUGAUCGGCUCUGCGUACGGGACUACGUAGUGGAUGAUGGCGAAGGGCUUCGUUUCACCAUUGACAAAGGAACGUGCGUCUGGAUACCGGUUUACGGGCUGCAUUACGAUCCAAAAUAUUUCCCCAACCCGGAACGUUUCGAUCCGGAGCGGUUUAACGAUGCCAAUAAAGCCGACAUAAACCGGGACGUCUACCUACCGUUCGGUAUUGGGCCGAGAAACUGCAUCGGAUCACGGUUUGCCCUGAUGGAAGUUAAAACCAUCAUCUAUCAUAUGCUGCUGAAAUUUCCUUUCCAACGAAGCGAAAACACACAGAUUCCACUGAGCCUAAAGAAGGGACUGGUUCAUCUUGCAAUGGAGAAGGGAAUGUUUAUGCAGUUACAGACUCGUACUAGACAGGAAUGA